AGGCUGCUUUUGUUUGGUGAGAGCGAGGGCAGGAACAGCUUCUUUCCCAAUUUCAGCUCAAUACAUAGGAAAACGAAAAGGUCAAAACAACAGUGAGCAUGGCGUCGGCGAUUUUGCGAUCUGGUCUUCGAAAUACUCUCCGCGGUAGCUCCCGGCCGUCCGCUACUUCCAAGAGACGUUUCUCUUCCUCCGCUCAUCAAGACGAAGCUUAUGAGGCUGCUGAGGCAUCAAAAUGGGAGAAGAUAACAUAUUUGGGCAUUGCUGCAUGCUCUAUCUUAGCUAUUUAUAACCUAUCAAAGGGUCAUCCUCACUAUGAAGAGCCCCCUGCUUACCAAUAUUUGCACGUUCGCAAUAAGGAGUUCCCAUGGGGCCCAUAUGGGCUUUUUGAGAAGAAGCACCAUUAAGUAAUGGUGGCCCACUGCAUGAAGAUUUCUGAAAUACCUCUUUUAGCGCAUUCCUUUCUUAAGUCAGCAAUUGGACUGCUUUGGAUGAAUUGAUGUUGGGACUUUACAUAUUGCAAGUUGUUUAGUUGUUCCUAUUUUCUUUCACCUGUGCAGUGCAUGCUGCCAAACAAAAUAAAUUAAAAUCUGGUGAAAUAAUUCUGAUUUCUCUUUUCAUCUUUAAUGAUAUUACUGAUUUGGCAA
Messenger RNA from Manihot esculenta (cassava), 644 nucleotides. Its product is annotated as cytochrome c oxidase subunit 6a, mitochondrial. Lineage: Eukaryota; Viridiplantae; Streptophyta; Magnoliopsida; Malpighiales; Euphorbiaceae. Gene Ontology annotation, molecular function: enzyme regulator activity. The coding region runs from base 99 to 404 and encodes 101 amino acids. The record is from RefSeq and is a predicted model, not a curated record. The transcript is spliced from 4 exons. Gene Ontology annotation, biological process: mitochondrial electron transport, cytochrome c to oxygen. Gene Ontology annotation, cellular component: mitochondrial inner membrane.